Effrenium voratum is the source of this 2557-nucleotide messenger RNA. Lineage: Eukaryota; Dinophyceae; Suessiales; Symbiodiniaceae. The record is from the annotation of a GenBank genome assembly.
UUUCUCGAUCAGCACUUAGCUCAGCUGUCCGGCAUGGCCCAUUGUCACUGAGGAAUUCUCACUGGCAGCCGGACAUGUCACUGCAUUCGGCACGGGGGCUUCAUGAUGAUGGUUGCUUUCAGGAUGUCCUGGUGGCUGUUGGCUUGGCGAAGGAUGGCGCUCCGCGAAAGACGGGCUCAGGAACUCCCAUGCGCGGUUUGCGGCGCAUCAAGACGAGCGGUCCGCAGACGCACAAACUGCCCUUUGGAGUCAUGUGGAGUAUCACUUUGGUAACGGCCGUCACCAUGGCAGUGAUCAAUUUCUUCACUAUUUGGAUAAUCUCCUUUGCGGUGGAGUGGAAGUUCAGCACGCUCCAGCUCAUGGUCGACAAGUUUGGCGUAUGGUUUGCCAUUUUGGGGUUCACGGGGAUUUGCUCUUGCCUAGCGCUGUGUUGCACCCUCUUCAUCUUCACCUGCGCUCCUGCGGCUGGUGGCUCCGGAGCACCUGAGAACAAAGGAUUUCUCAACGGGAACGAAAUGCCAGAGCUAUUUACCUUGCAGAACCUCGUUGGGAGGGCCAUCGCCACGAUGCUGGCCAAUGUCACUGGUUACCCAGUAGGGCGCGAGGGGCCGACUGUCACCAUGGGAAGCAACUUAGCGUACUUGAUCACACACGUGGCUGCGCUGCCAUUUGUUCGUCAAUGGGUAGACGUUGACGCACCUGGCUCGGCCACUUCUGCCGCCACCAUGAUUGAUGAGGACCGGUUCGAGCAUGCCAAGCGCAUUGUUUGUACAGUUGGUGGGGCUUGCGGAAUGGCAAUGUUGUUUGACUCCCCAAUCGGCGGCAUUGUGUACAUGUUUGAGGAGAUCACUUCCUCCUCCUGGCCGGUUGAGGUAACAUUCCGGGCAUUUGCCGGCACUUCGGUGUGUGCGCUGGUAUCCCGAGCGCUUCUGAACAUGUGUGGUACCUCCACAAAGGCGUUUGUGAUCUACGAGUGGAACCCGCAGCCAACAGGGUGGAGCUGGCACGACGUUCCCUUCUUCAUGUUGCUGGCCUUGCUGAUGGGACCCUUCAGUGCCUUCCACACCAGGGCUUGCCUGGCUGUCGCCAGCGUCAGGCAGACGCUCAUGCAGCGCUUGUCCGCAUACCAGCCAUACAACAAGAUGGCGGAUGCGGUGCUUUAUGGCGGUCUUGUGGCGUUGACGUACUCGCUGGUGGCUUUGUUGGCCAACUGCAAACAUACCGCUCAAGAUGCGGCACAGUUUGUUCGCUACGAUUGCGAGGAGGGCAAGUACAAUCCGGUGGCGUCGCUUUUGCUGACAACAUCCGAGGGAGCAGUGAAGCGACUUUUUUCAAGGCAUGAUGCCAACGAGAUCCACUUCAGGAAUGAGCUGCUCGCCUUUGUGUCAUACACAGCUCUGAACAUCGGUCUCACAGGCGUGCCUGUUCCCUCAGGGAAUUUUACCGGCUCCAUGCUGAUAGGAGGGCUAGUUGGCCGCAUGAUGGGUGCUCUUGUGCGAGACUACGGGCCGGGAAUGGCCGUGUCCGGAGUCUAUGCAAUGGUUGGAAGUGCCUCGAUGCUGGCGGGCUUUAAGCAGAUGGCGGUGGCAGUUGUGGUUUUCAUCACAGGAGCAGCCAACGACCUUGGGCUGAUCCCUCCCCUAAUGCUGGCAGUCACCCUUUCGUUGCUCCUGAAUAAGCUGAUCAACGAAAGGGGCUUCGAUGAGGAGCAAAUCCUCAGGAAAGCGAUUCCUUUCCUGCCCCCGGAGCCACCACGCCUCAUGGACCGUGUGGUGGCCCUGGACCUGCGGGACGACCUGCCACCUGAAGCCGCGCUUCAGCCAGAGGCCGACUACAACGCGAUCCAGCUGGCCCUGCAGCAGGACAAGGUGGAUUGCUUUCCUGUGCUGAAAGACGGCUACUGCAUCGGCUUCACAACUCGAGCGCGACUGCAAGCUGCUCUUGAAGUCUGGCAGGCAUCAGGCUUCAUCAACACAGGGUCCAUCAACACUGGGGCGCCGCACAAAAAGGCUGUGUCUGAUGCUGGCGGCGAGCAGAUGGGCAAGCUGAUCUCUGCCACAGUCGCAAGGGAGUCCAGCUUCUCCGGAAACGUGCUGCCAGUCAAGCGUCUCACCGAACGAGCUCCGUACACCAUCCUGGAGGACAUGCCGGGGCCGCGGCUCUAUGCACUCUUUGCAAAGGCUGGUGCCAAAGCCGCGUGCGUCAUCUCAGAGAAGGGCGAGUUUCGAGGAAUGAUUUCCCGCAGGGGGCUCAUUGCAACGGCGCGGAGAUACGAGGAGGCGGCCGAUCAAGCCCAAUACGAUGACACAGUGGGGGAUGACGACGAAGAGCAAAGCUUGGUCAUUCCAGCUUGAGCGUCGAAAUGAACGCCUCGAGUGGUAGUUUCUCACCUUCGCUUUACGUCUCGGGUGGAGCCUGUAGUUUGAUUCCCCUGCAUGUCGUACAGCCCCCUUGAGGCCAGUUCCUUAGUCGCAUGCUGGAAUUGACUAGCUUUCCAGGAUGUCAAGGCAUCCCAGCUGAGACCGCGCAGAAGCUUGCAGAAACACAAAGACUUGAG